GUGCCAAUCAGUUUGAAUGGCAAUGCUAUAAACAAUUACAUUUUGCCGCUUAUUGUUUAUUUUGACAUCCUUUUUAUUGUUAUAAAAAUAAUGAAUUUACUACCCAAAACACGAGAGGAAUUCGCGCAGACGGAUUACUGGAACGAGUUCUUCAAAAAGCGAGGUGAAAAGGCAUUUGAGUGGUAUGGCGAAUAUCUGGAGUUGUGCGAUCAGAUUCACAAAUAUAUAAAGCCGUCAGAUAAAGUCCUGAUGCUAGGAUGCGGUAACUCCAAACUGAGUAUGGAUAUGUACGAUUCGGGAUUUCGGGAAAUCACAAACAUUGAUAUUUCACCCAUCGCUGUGAAGAAAAUGUUAGAACUUAAUGCCAAAACCCGUCCUGAUAUGAAAUUCCUCCAAAUGGAUGCCACAGCCAUGAGUUUCCCAGAUGAAAGCUUCUCGGUGGCUUUGGACAAGGGAACUCUGGAUGCUCUGUUUGCUGAUGAUGCCCCCGAAACGAUACUGGUGGUGGAGAACUAUUUCAAGGAAAUACUCAGGACCAUGCGCAAUGGUGGUCGUUAUGUGGGUAUUUCUCUACUACAAGAGCACAUCCUCAACUUCCUGCUGGAUUUCCUGCCCAAACACAAUUGCAUGUUGAGAAUUGUGCACUGCUUGGGAGUGGAACAGGCCAACAAGGAAAAGAAUGCCGACGAUGCCUUGACACUUCCAGUUUUUGUAGUUGUUGCCACCAAGUUUAAGAGUCUUCCGAUGCCUAUUCUCGAAUUUGGUUUUGGCAAUGAUAAGAUGCAGAGAUUCACUACAAUUUCCGAGCUGAAUAAUGCAGUUUCCUCUGUACAAAAAGCCGCUUUGAUUUGCAACGGCUUGGCCAGAUCAAAUAUAGCUGGUCACAACGAGGUUGUUAUGGAUCUACACCGUCCCACAGAACAAACUCCUCGGUAUACCAUCUACAUAUUGGAUAAGCCUCCAGCCCGAGGUAUGGGAAAAUAUGCGGCGUUUAUUGUGCCUCAGGGAAGAGAGGUGGAGUGGCUUUUUGCCACCCCCACUGGGCGGAAAAAGCUCCAGGACUCCGCCAACUUCCAGCGAUUGGCUGUGGUUACCCUUCAUCGAGAUCAGAUUUACAAUACCUUAGACGAAGUUAAAUCAGAGUUGGCUGAUAGCAUAAAGAACAUAUCGCCGGCUGGACUCAGUGAGCAGAUACCAUAUCUUUCUCUUGGCUCUGAUGUGGGUAAGAGAGAGACUCUCAUUUGUGGGUUCUCGAAAAUAUCAGGAGAUUUCCGCAUCGAAGAAGUCGAGGCCAAUGGCAAAACCCUACGACGUCUUAUAUUCCUAAGCAAUCAGUUUGUCGUGCAGUCAGAAGCAUUGGUCAAAACAAUUAAAAUAAAAGGCAAAAAGGAUCGUAGAAAGAUCGACUUUGGCUACUUAGCCUGUCAGCAUCAUUUGUACAUGUCCGUGGGUGUCCAACUGGCAAUCACAUUACAGAAUCCCAAAAAGGAUGUUGAAAAAGAUAUUCUAGUUAUCGGCUUGGGUGGCGGUGGUCUCUGCAGCUUUCUUCAUGCCGCCAUGCCUCAAGCUAGAAUUACGGCUGUGGAAAUCGAUCCUAUUAUGCUGGAGGUCGCUGAGCAAUAUUUCGAGCUCAAGCAGGACAAACGAUUUCAUGUGGUUAUCGAUGAUGGACUGGAUUUCGUGGCACGCUGUUGCAGUGAAGAUAUCCACUUCGAUGCCGUAUUAUUCGAUGUGGACAGCAAGGAUCUAAGUCUGGGUAUGAGUUGUCCACCACAAAGCUUCCUGGCCAACAAAAUCCUGGAGCACAUUAAGGAGAUCAUCGGACCGAAAGGCCUUUUUAUGCUCAAUCUUGUAUGCCGCGAUGAAAGCCUUCGAACUCAAGCACUUGAUAAUCUUCAUAAGGUGUUUCCGGCUAUGUGUAGCUAUAAGUUAGACGAAGACAUCAACGAGAUUAUAUACUGUGCCAACGAUGAAAAGUACAAAACUGUCGAACAGUGGAAAAGGAAUUUGGGCACCGCUGGCCGAGGAUUGAAUAAUGCCGUCAAAGAAACAAAAUUGGCCAGCGAGGAUGCCCUUGAGGUAGCAGAGUUCCUUAGCGAGUUGAAAAUUUGAUCGUUGUGUAGGAGAAUCAUUAGCAAAGACCAUUUACGUUUUUAAAUAAAUGUUAAUUGUAUUUAUUUAUAAAUAAAGACUAAACUAAACUAA
Molecule: messenger RNA, 2205 nt
Organism: Drosophila eugracilis
Lineage: Eukaryota; Metazoa; Arthropoda; Insecta; Diptera; Drosophilidae
Product: eEF1A lysine and N-terminal methyltransferase homolog
Source: RefSeq, a predicted model, not a curated record